UAAGAGAACUUUAGAGCGGAGGUGUGGUUUAUCUUUAUCUCUGCCCGCCGCGUUUGCGUUGUUUUUCUCUUCGAGUUCGAGGUAGAGUUGUUGACGUCGGAUUGAUGUUUUUCGUUGUAGUCGAUGAACCAGUUAUUUCAUGACCUGCGAGUAAGUACUAGACCAAGACCAAGAGCCUCCACACGCUGCAUUCGAGAUUGGCUUUCUCAUCUGGGAGUUCGCUCUAAGUGUAAGUUUAAUCUCUUCGUUCCAUCUACCAGUACAAGCCGCACUUCCACCAGUGAAAUCUUCAACAACACGUAGGUGUAGGACCUAGGAAUACGGAAAAACUUCCGCAAGAACUACAGAAGAUGCAGAACCCCACGAGCGUCACUGCGGCGCACCAGGUCGACGACGACCUGGAUUCUGAGGAGGAGCGCGAAUUUCUCCGGGCCCAAGAGUUGAACGAGAAGCUGAAGGCGCUGAUUGCGGAUAUGCAAUACAAAUUUCCCGUACAUGUACAAAACGCAUCACAAACUUCUCCAACUUUGAGUGUCAAACUUGUCAUGCUGACUAAGAUUGAAGGUAAUAAAUUUUGUCAUGUACUAGAGACAGCAUUUGUACGUGUACUGCAAAUUUACUGUGGAUAUCGGAGGCCGAAAACGCACAGCAGCAGUACGGGCACCCGGGCGCGAAAGGAGCAGGCCGUGGUCGGGGUGGAGCGGGUGUGUCCACCACUACCCAAGGCUCCGGUGGCUCCUCCUCCGGGCCCGCGACCGAUGGGAAGGGCGCGGGGCGACAGCAGGCAAAACCGGCGGGACAUGUGGACUGGAGUCACGACAAAAACCAAAUCGACGACAUCAACAAGGGCAACAAAAGGUUGCUCAACAAGUUGGUAGCGAUCAAGGAGCGAGACCCGAGAUCGGGAAUCACCGCGGGCGGGGGGAAAGGUAUUUGAGGACCUACUGCGUUUUUCACUACUUCAUAAUUUGAAUUUUGGCAUGAAAAUGAUACGUCGACCAGUAGGCGUUGUUAUUUAUUGUGUAGCAUGGUUCUGGUAGACUUUCGUGCUGUAUGGAAAAGCGUUUUGCUGUAGCUUCCGUUGUUCCUCACCCGUUUCCAGUAGCUAGUGUUGCAACUGUCGUGCAACAAUCUUUUCUUCUGUGUUUCUGCCAGGCUCGACGAGCCGCGGCGUGCCGCCAAGCCUGCAGGCGCCGAAGAUGUCUUCCGUGGCCAUCAACCGUCAGCGCGAGGAGCAGCGGGUGCACCAGGAGAACGUGAAGAUCGUCGAGCGGCUGGAGCGCGCCCGCGGUUUACAGGGCAACGCCAACCGAACCCGGGGCGGGGCGCCGUCGCAGCAACAGCAGCUAACCUCUGGCGCAGGAGUCUCCUCCACCGGCAGUGCAGUGAAGCACAAAAAGCUGCCCCCCGGGUGGACGCGCGGCGUGGGCGGGCAGAUGCUGCCGCCGCCGAAGCAGCGAUGGGGAACGAAGCAGAAGUACGAUGCCGGCGAUUGGCAGAGCUGAUUAUCGCAAGUCUAGAAUAUGUUUGAACUUGAAGUGGGACGAAAAGAUUUUUUAUCGUGAGUUUCUUCUUGACGUCUACUUGAUAGCAUUGUGAAAAAAUUAUCGAUUUCGGGUUUUUCACUUUCAAUUGCGCUUCGAUUCUACACUAAAUUGAAAUUGAUGUACUUGCGAUAUUACUUCAACUUCUUUCAGUUAUAUUUCCUUCGUGAAGUAGAUUUCAAACAAAGUCAAAGUGUCGAUGUUUGUAUGCCUUGACAGGCACUAGAUUGAGGGAAAAAUACCCCUACAGAGCUGAUCUGGUGCAUGUGGUAGCAGCUGAUGUCGAUAUCACUGAUAUCGCUGGAAAAAUUCACCUGCCGCGCUUCUGCUUUUCAAUUGUGGUGCUAAGACUAGUCGAGAUAUCUGAUGAAAGAGCGAGCUUUGAUAACCGGAGAUAAAUUUAUCAGGGAGCACCUAAAUAUAGUGGGUGUUGUUGCUUUCCAACCAUCUCCAUCGCGUGUUGAGCUAAGAUAAAAGAUUUUGUGAUAGAUGAAAAUUCCGAAGAACGAGAGCUUGUCUAAUAUCAC
Messenger RNA from Amoebophrya sp. A120, 2071 nucleotides. Lineage: Eukaryota; Dinophyceae; Syndiniales; Amoebophryaceae. The record is from the annotation of a GenBank genome assembly.